This is a messenger RNA of Desarmillaria tabescens, 627 nucleotides long. Its product is annotated as endo-exonuclease. The record is from RefSeq and is a predicted model, not a curated record. NCBI's taxonomy places the organism in Eukaryota, Fungi, Basidiomycota, Agaricomycetes, Agaricales, Physalacriaceae. The coding region runs from base 1 to 627 and encodes 208 amino acids. The transcript has 7 exons.
AUGCUCAAGAGCCUCUUCAUCUUUACAUGCCUUUUCAUCUUAGGCAUCCACGGCUUACCCACAGAGCUGUCCAAUGCUACUGCGACAUGGAACGCUACCACAACAAAGAUAGUGGAACACGCUGCACCCACCUUUACGCUCAACUACAGAACCUACCCUGAAUCAUGCGAGAACAUAUGCCAGUCUAUUUCUUUAUUUUCCAUGCGUCACAAUGGGCCUCGCUCUGUAGCUCCUAACUGCCCGCAAGCAACUGACCAUCAUCAUAGCAACAGUUGCAGUAACGUUAAGCGAAACCGGUGCAGCGCACUUGUGGGCCAUGCCAGUGGGUACCAGUGCGAUGAAUGGCCUUGGGUGAACUCUAAUGCCGGGGGUGCUAAUGUCGCUACAAGGUGUAUUCCCGGUAGCGAUAACGGGGGAUCUGGUGCACAAUGGGGGAAUUUCAUCAAUGACAAAGGCCUGCAAGCUGUUGGACAUGUUUUACGAGAUAAUGUUGAUUUUGCCAAAAUUGAGAUCAACCAUGUCCCAAGGACUGGGAAGUUCUGCUUAGGGGUACUUGGAACGACUAUCACUGCGGCGACAUGCAAUCAGCUUGACCGUGGUCAGCCAUUUUUGCAAAGCAUUGGUUGA